Messenger RNA from Aureobasidium musti, 1762 nucleotides. The record is from the annotation of a GenBank genome assembly. NCBI's taxonomy places the organism in Eukaryota, Fungi, Ascomycota, Dothideomycetes, Dothideales, Saccotheciaceae.
CAUGACGCUCGCCUUGGCACCUUCCUUCUGCCAAUCUCCCACUCACCAUCGCUUCUUUUAUCCUGCCCGCUUGCUACCGGGCACCAUGUGUGGCAUCUUCUGUUCUGUCAGCGCUGUCGGGCACAUAGGCCCUGACGAAAGACAUCGCCGCCUCCUCGAGAAACGAGGUCCUGACUCUUCCCGAGAGCUGGAGCAAAAGUCUGAAAAUGUUUAUUUGACCUGUUUCAGCACCGUCCUCGCUCUGAGAGGUCGUCACACCGUUGUCCAGCCUGUACAACAUGCAGACUACCCAGACGCCUUCCUCUGUUGGAAUGGUGAAGCUUGGAAGCAUGAUGCUUUUCCCAUCUCAGGCAAUGAUUCAGAAGUUGUCUUUGCAAAUAUUUCAAGCCUGCUUAAAGCUGAUGGUUCUAAUGCCCCUGCUUCCACGUCCAAAAUCGUGAAGUAUGCUUUGAAUCUGAUCACUGGCCCCUAUGCCUUUGCCUACUACGACCCUCGCUCAGACACUUUGUUCUUUGGUAGAGAUCCUCUUGGACGUCGUUCCUUGAUGCACCGUGUUGAUGACAAUGGUAAUUUCAUUCUCUCUACCAUUUCUGCUUCUCAAGAACAAGGUUGGAACGAAGUAGAAGCUGAUGGUAUUUACUUGCUCAAUCUCAAGUCUUUCUACGUGUCUGCUCAGAAGAAAGAGCAGUGCACUCCAACACGCCUUUCCUACGCCUCCUCCCCAAACACUGUCAUCUCCACACACUCACCACUCGAGUUGCCUGCAUCUCCGCUAAAUUCUUCAUCUCCUGCUGUUGCGAAGGUCGAAGCCUUGCUGCGUGACUCUCUGCAUCUACGCAUCUCCAACAUUCCUGCCCACCAAUAUUCCCUACCAUCACACCCUUCAGCGAGUCUUGCUGUUCUCUUUUCCGGUGGUCUAGAUUGCACUCUCCUGGCGCGACUCUCACACGAUAUACUCGAUCCAACACAACCAAUCGACCUCCUCAAUGUCGCCUUCGAGAACCCUCGGGUACAUCGUCGACCCGCAGACGCAGAUCCUGACGAACCCUGGUCACCCUACGAACUCUGCCCAGAUCGAAUCACUGGACGUGCUUCUUUCGCUGAGCUCCAAGCGAUCUGUCCUGGCCGUGCAUGGAAUUUUGUCGCCAUUGAUAUUCCUUACAAAGAGUUCCUUGCUCAUAGACCAGAGGUUGUUAGCUUAAUCUAUCCUCAUAACACUGAGAUGGAUCUAAGCAUCGCUUCUGCUCUUUAUUUCACUUCGCGAGGCGAGGGACGGAUGAAUUCGAAAGCUGGAGAAUUGACAGACUACACAUCUGAAGCCAAAGUGCUGCUGUCUGGCUUGGGCGCCGACGAAAUGUUCGGUGGCUACACUCGACAUGAUACUGCGUUUCGCCGCCAGGGUCUCUCUGGACUCAAGGAUGAACUUGAUCUCGAUGUUGACAGGUUGGGUAAACGAAAUCUUGGUCGUGAUGAUCGCGUGCUGUCCAAUUGGGCAAGGGAGACAAGAUUUCCAUUCUUGGACGAGGAUCUUGUGAGAUGGACAGUCAAUGCUCCUGUGUGGGAGAGAUGCGGAUUCGGCGAGAACAAGGAGAAUUUGGAUAGCGAGACUGGUUCUUUGGAACCUGCGAAGAAAUUACUGCGAUGCCUUGCCUGGAAACUUGGUAUGNAAAAGGUCGCUACGGAAAAGAAGCGAGCAAUUCAGUUUGGCGCUCGUACAGCCAAGAUGGAGGUGGGUCGCUCAAAGGGAACCCAGGCUAUCACU